UGUGUGUGUUUCAUUCAUUAAGACAAGUGUGUCAUUUAAUUACAUUUACUAGUAUUUCCAUAAGCCAUAUGUCGGAACAGGAGGUAGGGUAGGCAACGUUAUCACCUUCCUGGUUCCAUGGUGUCUCGUGGCUUUACAGUAGGCUCUCUGGCCGUGUGCUGCAGCUUUAAUUCCAAAGGGGUGACGUCAGAUAUUUUUGACGGGAGGAAGGAGUAACGGUAUCCGCAGAGAAUGAAGGAUGUCAACAAUGUCACGGAUGGAUUCUAGUGCCCGCUUCUCCGCACCACCAUGAUAAGUGAGGAGUUCGUCGCCGGGGCGAUGGCACCGGCGGUCCGGAGAGGAUGCUGGACCGCAUGGUGCCAAGUGAUACUAUUCGCCGUGUCGGCUCUCGUGAUCGUGGCGGAGAGAACCGCGCUGCUGUACUGCGUUGGAUACUACCUGUGGGUGGGGGAGAGCCUGUGGGCAGCCUGGACCCUGGCGCUGCUGGUGCCGGGGGCACUGGUGCAGGUGAUCAGCUGCUGGUGGUACCUGGCUGACGGAGACCAGCGCCGAGGCUUCCUGGCCCUCACACACCUGCUGCACCUUGGCAUCUUCAAGAGGUUCUGGGACUGCAUGUCAUCGGUGUUGCACAUGCAGGGCUCAGCGGGUCAGCUGGGUAUGGCCGUUAUGCAGCAGGCUGACGUGGCGGGGCUCCGCCUGUUGGAGGCGCUGCUGGUCACGCUCCCGCAGACCCUUCUGCAGACCUACGUGCUGGUGGCCACAGAUGUGGGCCUCUGCUCCCCAGUGUCCCUAUGCUGUGGGAUGUGCCUGUUCUCUCUCUCCUGGGCGCUGGUUCUGUUCAGUCGGGCGUGUUGUCUGAUCCGGCCGGGCCAUCUGGCCAUGCCCCCUGCCGCCCUGCUGUGCCAGCUGCUGUGGAGGGCGGGCAUGCUGGGCGCCCGCGUCGCCAGCCUCAUGUUCUUCACCAGCGUCUUUGGCUGGUGGGUGUGCGGGGUCAUAGGGUUCCACUGGGUGACGGCGUUCUUCUGGCUGAUGUCGCAGCAGACUGACAUCUGCGCGGGGCCGUGGCGCUGGCGUGUGUUCAACGGCACGCUGGCCAUCGUGCACGUCUUCUGCUUCCUCAACGUCAAAGACGGGCCCUCGCGCUUCCGCAUGGCCGGCUUCUACCUGGUCAUGUUUCUUGAGAACACCACACUGAUGCUGGCCGCCUCAGACUUCCUGAAUGAGGCAUCGUGGGAUAGGCUGACCAUGCCCACUGCUGUACUCUGCAGUUUCCUGUCAGGCUUGACAUCUCUGAUGCUGUACUACCGCUUCCUGCACCCCAAGUCCACUGAGAUCUCUCUGGGCCUCCAGCAUGGCGGUGGCAGCCACAUGGGCAGCACCUGUCUGGACUUGGAGCGCGGGGAGUCCUCCUUCUCCCUGGGGGGCGACAAGACCCUGCCGGCACCCCCUUCCCUCCACCUGGCUUCCCACCCCAGUUUCUCGCUCUCUGGCAUGGCCGGGUCCCUGCUGGAGCCCCCGGCCAACUGUGCGGGGGGAAAGGGCGGAUGUGGCCAAGGGGGGUGUAGGCACCACCACUGGCUCCUCAUCCGCCUAGCACUGAAGACGGGCGACCCCGGGAGGAUCAACCGCGCCUACGGGGCUGGCGGGGUGGCGGCCAUGCUGGGAGUGGCCGGAUGCCCACCCGGGUUGAAGGGCGACGGGGGGAUGAUGGAGGAAGGGAUGCUGGGGAAGGGGAGAAGAGAGGAAGAGGAGGAUGAUGAAGAGCAGGCUCUGGCGCCGCUGUCGGACUGCAAAGAUGAGUUUCAAAGCGCCAGUGAGGAUGAGCCCACUUCACGUGCGGACAACGGCAGGGUCGCCGGUGGUUCCGUCGAAGACGACGAUGACGAGAGCCUACCGAUGGAGAGUCCACUGGAAUCUCCCGGGUCGGACUGCAAGCGCAGCUCGCCGGAGGGUAAGUCGGUGCUGGGGGACAGCCCCGAGCCCUGCUUCUGCCCCACCGAGUCCAGCUCCACGCUCUACUUCAGCGCCGACCCGCAGUCGCCCAGCAGCGCCAGCAACCCGCGGCUGGACCGCGACACCACCGCCUUCGGCUUCGGGGCCGAGAGUUUGGCUGAGCUGAGCAGCCCCGUGGGCAGCGAGCGCGGGGGCCAUGUGGGGCCUCUGGGACGCUUGGGGCCCUGCUACAGCUCCACGCCCCGGCUGGAUGGGGCGCACGGCGGGACAGGGACAGGGAUAGGGGUGGGGGUGGCGGUAGGGGGGGACACGGGUUUGGGGGUGCCCCACCUGAGUGGACCACGGAAGCAGCUGGUGCUGUCUCGAAGAGGGCUGGAGGAAGAUGCGGGUUUCUGAGGGUGCUGGUGUGUGUGUGUGUGUGUGUACGUACUUCAGUGUGUGUGAUUCUUAUUUAUUUCAGCCAUUGGCCUGUGUGUGUGUGUGUGCAUGGGUAUGUGUCUAAAUAUUUACAUGUGUGUGCGCAUGAAGGGUUGCGUCUGAACGCAUGCGUAUGUUUAUGUAUGCUUGUUGACAUACAUUUCCAUGUGUGAGUGUCUUUGCGUGUCUGCAAGUCUGUAUGUAAUGACUCACCCGUUUUGUUUAUCACUCAGAUCUAUUGUGUGACUGUGUGUGUUGGUGGGGGAGCAGGGUUGCGGUGCAGCUCUUCCCAUUGUCUACCCCAAGGAGAAACCCUUGCUGUCUGGUUCUCCCCUCUCCUUCCUCAUCUCUGUCGAUGUAACUAAUGUCAGCCACCACGGUUUAAAAGCACAAGCCUUUUACAGUCACCUGGACACUUUAAAAAAAAAAAAAAAAAAAAAAGCUCUGGGGAGCCAUAACAGGGCCUGCUCACAAGUGGUAAAGGUGCUAUCGACAAGCUAAAUAGCACCUUUAAAGCUUCUGAGCAAAACCAGUAAAGCAGAACCAGUUAGAUACCGUUUGAAUCUUCUCCAGAGCUUUUAUUAUGACACCACAGAGCACUCUUAAAAUUCUGUGACACAGUUCUCUCAGAUGACAAAGAGAAGCCCUACUCAAGAUGGCUGACAACCAUGCUUGUCAUGCCGUGGCUCCUUCAGAUGGGCAGAGAGCAGGACUGUAUGGUAUAUUUUCUCCUGUUCAGUGUGACUCUUUUCUUUUCUCUCUGAACUUGGACUUCUUCAACCUCACCUGUCUGUGGCCUCUCUUUUCUGUGGGUACAUUUGUUGCAAAAAAUAAUAUUAAUACUUGUUCGUUUUUAUGGGUAAUUCUAUUGCAAAGAACUAUGCUGGACAGAUUUUUUUUGUUUUUAAAUAUCCUCCUUUUUGCGGACCUCACAAAGUAAAGAGUUGUUUGGACGUGAUCAUAUCGCUGUCAGGUGUUUUCUCAGGCAGUCUCUAUGGUAUUUUCCUAAUUUAUUGCAUAACCUGACUGGUUUUGGAAUUAUGAUGCUGUAUUUCGUAAAUAUGUUAAUUCCCCGAUGGAAAAAUGAACUAAUUAUAUGGAAGUUAAUGGGUUUUAAAAAAAAUUAAAGUCAGAACUUGUAAUAUUGUUUAUUUAGGUCUAUUGAUGAGGGGGUAAAGGAUUUCAGCCAUCUACUUCAGCACUUUCUGUGUCACUGAACCAUGCGCUAAAGCUUGGUUUUAAAUCACUGCUGUACAUGAAAAAAAAGAAUAUAUUUCAUCCAACUUGCUGUGUUGGAGGCUGUGAAGGGACAACUUUUUAUUUUGACAAAAAUCAACUUGGAGAUUUUUACACUGUGGAGAGGCUCUUCCUGUUUCGUAUUUGUGUCUGUAUUUGUCACAUAGACCUGCAGGGCAUAAGCUGUCUGUCUGUCAGCCAGCUUCUCCCUCGCUGAGUGAGGUAAUCAGUUUCUGGUCUUCCCAGUGCUCCGUUAGAAAUAACUUUUACCAGUGUCCUUAAAGCAAUAAACACCUGCAAACACACACACACACACACACACACACACACACACACACACACAUACACACACCCACACAGAAGAACUCAGACACAAAGCUGGAGAAAUGAGAAGGUAAAUGACCGUUUGUUGUGUUCUGUACAGAUAUGACUUUUUAAAUAAGUGAUGAAUAAAUCAAUCAUAUGUCUGUAUACCAAAA
Molecule: messenger RNA, 4085 nt
Organism: Clupea harengus (Atlantic herring)
Lineage: Eukaryota; Metazoa; Chordata; Actinopteri; Clupeiformes; Clupeidae
Gene: xkr5a
Product: XK related 5a
Cellular component (GO): membrane
Source: RefSeq, a predicted model, not a curated record